Venustampulla echinocandica is the source of this 1707-nucleotide messenger RNA. RefSeq lists its product as uncharacterized. The record is from RefSeq and is a predicted model, not a curated record. Lineage: Eukaryota; Fungi; Ascomycota; Leotiomycetes; Helotiales; Pleuroascaceae. The transcript is spliced from 3 exons. Bases 1 to 1707 code for a protein of 568 amino acids.
AUGGCUUCAUCCCUACAACCUCAUGAAGAAGUGGCCAUCAAAGCACAGGCUGAAGUCCACGAAGCAAUUCCCGCUCUUUGGAGACUUUCUCCAGAAUUCCUGUCUAAAUUGCCGGACAAUGCCAAUGUCAUUGAUAUUCCCAGGACUUGCGGGAUCCUAACUCCUGAUCAAAUAACCAUCACCGAGUUAAAGCUCACUGAAUUGGUAGCGAAACUUGCUUCUGGUAAUUUGACGAGUCUGCAAGUCACCGAAGCAUUUUGUAAAAGAGCGGCGAUUGCACACCAGCUUACAAAUUGUUUGAUGUCCUUCUUCCCCGAGGAAGGGCUAAAGACUGCAAAACUCUUGGACGAGCAUUUCGCAAAGACAGGGAAAGUGGUGGGACCGCUUCAUGGCGUCCCUAUCUGUAUCAAGGAUAUGUAUGAUGUUAAAGGUCAGCGGUGUACUUUGGGAUUCACGUCAUGGUUAGACGUGUUGGCCGAGGAUGAUUCGUCACUAGUCAAGAUCCUCCGUAGCUCUGGAGCAGUAUUCUUUGCAAAGACUACUAUGCCACAAGCUGGUAUGAUGCUAGAAACACGAAGCAAACUCUGGGGUGUAACUCUUAAUCCUUUCAAUCGCAAGAUGGUCGCGGGUGGCUCAUCUGGUGGCGAUGGCGUUAUGCUUGCGAUGAAAGGUAGCCCAGUUGCUCCCAGCUCAGACAUCGGUGGCUCAAUCCGUUCUCCAGCAGCGUUCAAUGGGCUGUACUCAAUCAAACCAAGCUCCGACCGUGUCACCAAAAGUGGACUCAGGAGCGCAGCUCCGGGGAACGCUUCCAUUAGAGUUUCAUGUGGGCCAGUUGCCCACUCGGUGGAUGAUCUGAAAAUGUUUACUAAAAUCAUCAACGCCUAUGGGAAUCUCUCGCAGUUUGACCCUAACACAGUUCCCAUUCCUUGGAAGGAAGUGGCGGUACCAACAGAGAAGCUCUGCUUCGCAUUGUGGGAUUUUGACGGCGUCUGUAUGCCACACCCUCCAGUUUUGCGUGCCCUGAAAGAGACUAAGGAGAAUCUCAUCAAGGCUGGCCAUGAAGGUGAGCAUAACAAAACCAACCCCAAUCCAGUGUCUAACUCAUAUCCAGUUAUCUCAGUCAAACUGCCGCUUGACUGCUGGGACGUGGCGCAGACAACUUGGAAACUGUACUUCCAAACUGGGUUCAAGGAAGGAGCAGAAGCCAUUAAAGCUAGCGGUGAGGAGAUGGAAACUGCAAUGCAGUUCUACUUGGAGAGUUACAAGGUCAAAUCUUUAUCUAUUUGGGAAUUAUUCCAGUGCAACGUCCAACAAGGAACCGCUAAGGCGAAGAUGGCUCAAUGGUGGAGUUCUUCGGUGUCCAUGACAAAAACAGGGCGUCCAUUCGAUGGCAUAAUUUGCCCUGUACACCCCUCGGCCGGAUUUCCACACAACUUCCCCUCUUGGUGGGGGUAUACCUCCCUGUGGAAUAUUCUCGAUUAUCCAGCAGUCACUCUUCCUCUGAAAGAUUUCAAAAUCUCACCGGAAUCAGAUCCAAAAGAUAUUUCCUACAAGCCGCUUGCCAACCCCUUUGACAAGAAGACCUAUGAUAUGUAUGAUCCUGAACUGUUUUCGGCUCAGCCAAUGGUGCUACAGGUUAUCGGUCGGCCCUACCAGGACGAGGACCUGCUUGCUAUUACAUCCGCUAUUGAUUUUGUCUUAAAUUAA